GAGUCAACCGUUAUUAUGAACUCCAAGAAGAGUAGGAAAUAUAAUAACACUGAGGCUGGGAAUACAUAUAACAACAAAACUGAAAGUACAACGGGUCCAGCUAAAAAAACUAAUAAGAAGAAAGCACCAAUUUGCAAUGAAAAUAAUGGAAAUAUAAAAUCAAAAGGGAAAAAAAGGAAACUGUCUGAAGUAGAAAUUGUAUAUGAUUCUCCUAAGAAGCAUAAAAAAUCUAUGCAAAAGGUCCAAAAGGAUAUCCUAGAACCAGUGAAAAAUAAUGAUACAAUAGAAAAUGAAAUUGAGGAAGGUGAGAAUAUUGCAUUGAAUGGUAAACACUUGGAAAUACACACAAGAGAUAUUGAUAAUGUGGAAGAAAAUUUGAAAGCUAUGUUUGAAAAUGUGUCUCCCCUACCUAUGAAAAAAAACAAAAAGAAAGAUCAAGAGUUGUUGGAAGUUGCUCAUAAUACUACAGAGCAGUCUGCUUGUCCAAUAGAAGAAGGGGUAAGUAAAAAGAGAAAGAAAAACAGAAUUGGUGUUGGCAAAAAUGAUCCUGGGCCUAGUCAAGGAAUAACUAACUAUUCCACAGAACAGUCUAGUAGUGAAAUUGAUGAAAUUUCUACAAAGAAAAAGAAGAAAAAACAUAAACCCAUUGCUCAUCUCUCUGAGUUGAAUUCUGAAGAUAUCCAGAGCACAUUUAACAACAAUAUUCAAGUGGGAAAACAUGGACUAAAUAUUAUUGGCAUUAAUGAUGACAUUGAAAAUGUUGUUACAAUAUCAAUUAAUGAUAUAGAAGGUAAUGACUCAGAUUGGGAUACCAAUGAUCUUCUCAAACAACUUGAAAGAAGAGUGGAGAAACCAAAAGAAGGCAUGAAGGUAAAAAAAAUAAUUCCAAAUUGGCCUCAAGAGGAUUUUAGUGAAUUGAUUAACAGAGUGGAUGCUUGUAUUCCAGAAAAUGAUUGCUUGAAUUACACAAAGAGGGUUGAAUUGUUAGAGUGGGAUAAGAUUGCUUUCAAGGGUCACACUGUAGAAGACUGCAAAAAAACUUGGUGCUAUUUUCUGAACAAAGUUCGGAAAUUCAGGUAUUUGAAGGAGGUUUUAGAAGAUGUCAAAGAAUGGGUUGCUAACCCAAAACAGAAAUCUGGAAAGUUGCUGCGCCAUCCUGAUCAACCCCGACGGCCACUAGGCGCAUUCUUCAUCUACUAUAUAGAGAAAAAAGAUAACCUUCAGGCUGAACAUCCAGGCAUGGAUGCUACUGAACUAGCCAAGCUGUGCAGUCAGGACUUCAAACAGCUACUUCCAGAGACAAGGGAAAUGUAUGAAAAAAAGGCUGCAAUUAACAAAAAAGAAUAUGAAGAGAAUAUGUUAGAGUUUUAUAAGCUGCAUCCAGAUCAACUGAAACUCAAACCAGAAAAACCUCCAAAACCUCCGAAGCCACCAAAACCAGAAAAAGAAAAACCAAUAAAGCCCCAAAAAGAACCAAAACCCCCUAAGGAAAAACCUCUGCCAAAGGAAAAGCCUUUGCCAAAGGAAAAGGUACCAAAGAGAGCACUGCCACCAUUCCAAUACUUCUGUCUCUCCGAAAUAGAGAAAGAAAACGUCGAGGACAAGGGGGCUUUCAGAGAAGUAUGUAAGGAAAAAUGGAAGCAGAUGCCGGACAACCAGAAAAUUGAGUGGAUCAACUAUGCAGAGGCAGAGAAUUUCAAAUAUGAAGAGGAGAUGAAGGAAUAUAUAAAACAUCAUCCAGAGUAUGUUGUUCAAAAACACUCAUUGUCUAAAGAAAACCAGUUAGUGAAAGAACGUCUGGCAGGUAAACCUACAAAACCACCAACUUCAGCAUACAACAUCUUCGUUGGCAGAUUACUGCAAAGUGAGGAAAUAAAAGAUGUUCCUUCAAGAGACAGACUGACAUUUGUUUCUGACCAAUGGAAGGCCUGCAGUGACGAGGAGAAGAAGCAGUAUAAAGAUUUGUAUGAGAAGUUGAGUGAGAAGUACAAGCUGGAUUAUGCCGCCUACCUGGAAUCGUUACCCGAUAAUGAGAGGCUAAUGGAAUUGCAGAAAACUGCGCCAAAGAGAAGAAAAUCGGAUGAUUCAAGACCAAAAAAGGAAGUGAAAGGUAAAAAAGCCAAACCAGCUGCAACCAAACCCAAACCCAGUGUGGCUGAAAAAAAGAAGGUGGAAAAGAAGAAGUCGAAGAAAAUGGUUGAACCUGAGCAACCUCCAAUUUCUCCCUACAAAUAUUUCCUCACCGUGCAUCAAGGCGAAGAGCCUACCAAGGCCUGGAAAGCUUUAACUUCCGCGCAAAAGAAGACAUAUGAGGAAGAGCUUGUCAAGAAGAAGCAGGCUUACAUUGUGGCGUUCGAAAAAUUCCUGAAGAGCAUGACUAAAGAAGAGUUGGAAGCUUUCUCAAAUGCAAGAAGGAAGGUUAAGCAAGAGCCUCAAGACGAUGAAGAUAUGGAUAGUUCUGGUAACUCCGAUUCAGACAAUUCUGAUGAAUCAGAAGUAACUGAUGAUUGAUUUUUUUGUUCCAGAUGUUACAAGAUCCUUUGUUUUGUUCUCUAAUAUAUUUUGUAAAAGUUUUGUAAAUAAAUUAAUUUGUGU
Phaedon cochleariae (mustard beetle) is the source of this 2595-nucleotide messenger RNA. Lineage: Eukaryota; Metazoa; Arthropoda; Insecta; Coleoptera; Chrysomelidae. The record is from the annotation of a GenBank genome assembly.